GUCAAUCAAAAUCACAUGGAUUCAGCUUCACUUCAGCUACUAGUGCACUGAAAAUUGCGAUAUUUCGGGUUAAGUCAUCAUCAUCAUCACAAAUGCAGUUGUAGACUGCGAUAUUAACCCGUGAUUCUGUCUAAUCUCUCUCCCGCUGUUAUUAUGGGUCAGAAGAAAACUGUUCGCAACCAGGCCAAAAAAGAGUCUCCCGUGGUAAAGACAGCCGUUAAGAGCGAUACGAAGGCUAAUGGAACCUCCCUGUUUAGCUGUAUUCUGGUGUUGGCCCUGCUCGGGGCCUGGUUGUCUGUGGGUGUCGUCUGGUUUGACAUUGUCGACUAUGACAGUGUGGCUGGCACUUUAGGAGGAGUCAUUGAUGCAGAUGGUGAUGGAGACUUUGAUGUAGAAGAUGCCAAAGUUUUGUUGGGAAUGACUGAGAAGCCGGUUAUGGUGGCAUCAACAGAGCAGUCUUUGGAUGAAGCGGGUUCAUCAAAAGAAGAAAAAGCGAAGAGUCCAACGACAGAGAGUGAAAAGGAACCGGAGACUAGUUUCAUGUCAGGUAAUGAAGAGUCCACAACAGGAGAAUCUACACCUCCAAUACAGAUUCAACCAGAGACACCUGCAGCUCAACCUGCGUCUGAACCACCGUCCACUCUUGAGACAAGCGAGUUAUCAGAGGAACCCACACCAGAGUCUAAAACAGAACCAGAAGCCAAAAAGAAGAAACCUAAACUUCUUAAUAAAUUUGACAAAACAAUCAAAUCGGAGAUCAACGCCGCUGAGAAAUUGCGUAAAAAGGGAAAAAUAGAGGAAUCUCUUCAUGCUUUUGAAGCUCUUGUCCAGAAAUUCCCACAUAGUCCCAGAUCUCGCUAUGGCAAAGCCCAGGCAGAGGAUGAUAUGGCUGAGAAAAUGCGCAGUAAUGACAUGCUUUUGAAGGCUGUGAAUACGUAUAAAGAAGCAGCUGAGCUCCCAGACGCGCCACCUGACCUCAUCAAAGCGACAUUAAAGAGACGUGCAGACAGACAACAGUUCUUGGGUCGUACGAGGGGAUCUUUAGCUACUUUGGAGAAGCUAGUUCAGAUUUUCCCUGAAGACGUCAGUGUAAAGAAUGAUCUGGGAGUGGCUCAUCUUCUCAUGGGGGACAACAAGAGCGCUAAACGAAUUUAUGAGGAGGUCUUAGCUGCUGCUCCAAAUGAUGGAUUUGCCAAAGUGCAUUAUGGGUUCAUUCUCAAAUCUGAAAACAAGAUUGCAGAGAGCAUACCAUACCUGAGGGAGGGUUUGGAGUCUGGCGAACCAGGCACAGAUGACGGGAGAUUUUACUUUCAUCUCGGGGAUGCGUUACAGCGAACGGGAGACACGAGUGCGUAUGACUGGUAUGAGGCCGGGCAUCAGCGCGGUCACUUUGCUUCUGUAUGGCAGAGAUCUCUGUAUAAUGUGCCAGGACUCCGCGCUCAACCCUGGUGGACAGCAAAAGAGACGGGAUAUACAGAUUUGGUCAAGAUGUUGGAGCAUAACUGGUUGACUAUAAGAGAUGAAGCAUUAUCGGUGUUGGACAGCAGCAGCGGACAGUUCCUGCCAGAAGAUGAGAAUCUGAGAGAGAAAGGAGACUGGGGCCAGUUUACACUGUGGCAGCAGGGUCGAAAAGUUGCUGCUUCGUGUCAGAGUGUGCCUAAAACUUGUGCUUUGCUAGAACGUUACCCAGAGUCUACAAGCUGUAAAAGAGGCCAGAUUAAGUUUUCAGUGAUGCAGCCUGGUACUCAUGUUUGGCCCCACACGGGUCCUACUAACUGUCGACUGCGCAUGCAUCUGGGCCUCAUCAUCCCUCCAAAGGGCUGCAAGAUCCGCUGCACAAACCAAACCAGGGAAUGGAAAGAAGGAAAGGUGUUAAUAUUUGACGACUCGUUUGAGCAUGAAGUCUGGCAGGAGGCAGAACGCUACAGACUCAUCUUCAUAGUGGACGUCUGGCACCCACAACUCACCCAAUUACAGAGACAGAACCUGUCACCCAUAUAAAGCAAUGGUCCGAU
Molecule: messenger RNA, 2015 nt
Organism: Xyrauchen texanus (razorback sucker)
Lineage: Eukaryota; Metazoa; Chordata; Actinopteri; Cypriniformes; Catostomidae
Product: un-named hu7910
Exons: 17
Coding region: 154-2001 (615 amino acids)
Biological process (GO): peptidyl-aspartic acid hydroxylation
Cellular component (GO): endoplasmic reticulum; membrane
Molecular function (GO): protein binding; peptidyl-aspartic acid 3-dioxygenase activity
Source: RefSeq, a predicted model, not a curated record